AUGACGGAUGAAACUGCUGAAGCAGUACAAGCUGCUCUUGCCGAACAAGCUAAUCCAAAAACCAUUCUAAGUAGUCAACGUUUUUUUAAAACCGGUAAAGGUGAAUAUGGUGAAGGUGAUAUAUUCAUGGGUGUUCGUACACCUGCUAAUCGAAUUGUGGCUAAACGUUUUUCUACACUUCCACUUGUCGAAAUUGAUCGUCUUUUAAAUAGUCCCAUUCAUGAACAUCGUCAAGCUGCACUCUUUAUUCUUAUCAAUCAAUUUGUUGCUGCCAGUCGACCAUCAACACGUGAUGAUAAACUUCGUGGUGAAUUAUCAUCUUUCUAUGUUCAAGCUCUUAAACGUGGUCGAGUAAAUAAUUGGGAUUUAAUUGAUUCAUCAGCUGAACAUUUAUUAGGUGCAUAUCUUGAAGAUAAAUCUCGGCAAUUAUUAUUUGAUCUUGCUUCAAGUUCUCAAUUAUGGGAAAGACGAGCAGCUAUUAUUGCUACAUUUACUUUUAUUAAACGAAAAGAUAGAUCAACAACUUUUGAACUUGCUGAAAAACUUCUGAAUGAUACUGAACCUUUAAUGCAUAAAGCCGUUGGAUGGAUGUUACGUGAAACAGGAAAACGAAUUAAUAAAAAAGUUCUCACAUCAUUUCUUGAUCGACAUGCUGCGAAAAUGCCACGUAUUAUGCUUAGUUAUGCAGUUGAGCAUCUUUCUAUUAAACAACGAACACAUUAUCGUAAUCUUAAAUAA
Molecule: messenger RNA, 738 nt
Organism: Adineta steineri
Lineage: Eukaryota; Metazoa; Rotifera; Eurotatoria; Adinetida; Adinetidae
Source: the annotation of a GenBank genome assembly